UGGGGUGGAGUGGGGAGAGCAAGAGCUGCAAGACAUUCGGGGAGGAGGCAGAAAUUUCGGGGAGCGUGAUGGAGGAGGGCCCUGGGGAGGGGCCCAAGUGACACGACCCUCGAGCGGGGGCGGGGCGGGGCAGCGCGCACGUGGUUUGCGGACUUCGCAGGAGCACCCGGCAGCUUCCUGCGGUCGGUGUCUAUUCACUCCCACGUGCACCACUGUCGGUUCAUUCAUGUAUUCGCAUACUCACGGAUUUAUGUAGUAUUCAUCCACUGAGACCUCUUGGCAUCGUGCCCUCUCCGCAGCCCUCUGCUCGUCCCCCGUCUUCUGAGGUUCCCUUCCUUCCCGAGGCCCCAGCUCCUGGUGUCCAACCGGACCCUGCCCCGCCCCAGCGACCCGCAGGUCUCCGCGCCGUGCAAUCUCAUUGGCUAAGCGUGGGCGGAAGCUCCCAUUUCUGUCUCUUCUAUUGGGCACGCUGCCUACGCGCUCAGAAGUUUCAACCAAUGGGAGUCGGUCAGGAGCUGCUGGCUCAGCCAAUGAGGAGGGCGAUAGGAUAAAGGCCCUAGUCCAGGCUUCCCAGGAUUUCCGUGGGCUCGGACACUUCCAAAGGGCUCAGGAAGGCGUCCUGUCGCCGUCUCUUCUCGGGAAACCCAAACGCUGCGAUGAAUUCGGGCGGUGUUCAGGCCGCAGCUGCAGCAGGCCACGUGGAGCUCAGCAUCCCGCCCGUGCGGCGCCUCACAAUUGAUGACUUUGAAAUCGGGCGUCCUCUGGGAAAGGGAAAAUUUGGGAAUGUGUACCUGGCUCGGCUCAAGGAAAGCCAUUUUAUCGUGGCCUUGAAAGUCCUCUUCAAGUCCCAGAUAGAAAAGGAAGGACUGGAGCACCAACUGCGCAGGGAAAUUGAAAUCCAGGCGCAUCUACAACACCCCAAUAUCCUACGCCUAUACAACUAUUUCCAUGAUGCACGCCGCGUGUACCUCAUUCUGGAAUAUGCUCCAAGAGGUGAGCUCUACAAGAAGCUGCAGAAGAGCCACACUUUAGAUGAACAGCACACAGCAACGAUAAUGGAGGAAUUGGCAGAUGCUCUGACCUACUGCCACGAGAAAAAGGUGAUUCACAGGGAUAUUAAGCCGGAGAACCUACUGCUGGGGUUCAGGGGUGAGGUGAAGAUUGCAGACUUCGGCUGGUCUGUGCACACCCCAUCUCUGAGGAGAAAGACAAUGUGUGGGACUCUGGACUACUUGCCCCCAGAAAUGAUUGAAAGGAGAAUAUACGAUGAGAAGGUUGAUCUGUGGUGCAUUGGAGUGCUGUGCUAUGAGCUGCUGGUGGGAAAUCCACCCUUUGAGAGCCCUUCCCAUAACGAGACCUACAGACGCAUCCUCAAGGUAGAUGUAAGGUUUCCCUCAUCAUUACCUUUGGGGGCCCAGGACUUGAUCUCCAGGCUUCUCAGAUACCAGCCUUCCGAGCGGCUGCCUUUGGCCCAGAUCCUAGAGCAUCCCUGGGUCCGGGCCCACUCUCACAGGGUGUUCCCUCCAUCUGUUCAGAUGGCUUCUUGAGCCCUGACUGCACCUGUUUUAUUGUGUUUGUCUGGGGAGCUCUCCUGGCUCUACUAUCUUAUCUGUCUUUUGUUUCUUCUAACAUGCAAGAUGCUAAUUAAUAAAAGCAGAAUCAUUUUGGUGCGUGACUGGGUGGAAUCUUUACUUCUUGUAGACACUCUUUCCCAAGACAGUGUCUCAAGAUGAUGUCCCUCCUGGCCCUCAGGGAUAGUGAUUCAACUACUCACCUUGAAAACUAGUUACUACUUUGUGCAGGUAACCACCCUCGUGGUGUACAACCUACCACCUACCACAUUUGCUUCUAGACUCCAUGUACUGUUCCCCAUGUUUUCAGUAGUAUGCCAUUUGUAAACCAGGACUCUGAUCAACCCAGAGGUCCACCCUCUUUAUACUGAUACCCAGCAUGCUACCAUCUCUGAGACAAAAUGUUUCAC
Molecule: messenger RNA, 1981 nt
Organism: Ailuropoda melanoleuca (giant panda)
Lineage: Eukaryota; Metazoa; Chordata; Mammalia; Carnivora; Ursidae
Gene: AURKC
Product: aurora kinase C
Exons: 8
Coding region: 657-1547 (296 amino acids)
Biological process (GO): protein phosphorylation
Molecular function (GO): protein kinase activity; ATP binding
Source: RefSeq, a predicted model, not a curated record